AUGUUUGUUGUUGUUGUUGUUGGUUGGUUUGUUGACAGAGUGAAUGCAAAUUCAAGUCCCAAUUCCAAUUAUCAACCUUUGCUGGAUUUCCAGGUCCCUGCCGGUAGGUGUAGUGAGAAGGCAAGAGGUAAGAAGCAAGAGGUAGGAAGCAAGAAGCAACAAGCAAGAAAGCAAAGUGACAAAGUUAAGGUUACCGUUGUGAUAAAAAAAGGAGUAUCCGCGAAUCGAUGA
Sclerotinia sclerotiorum 1980 UF-70 is the source of this 231-nucleotide messenger RNA. RefSeq lists its product with no specific name. The record is from RefSeq and is a predicted model, not a curated record. The transcript has 2 exons. Lineage: Eukaryota; Fungi; Ascomycota; Leotiomycetes; Helotiales; Sclerotiniaceae. The coding region runs from base 1 to 231 and encodes 76 amino acids.